Molecule: messenger RNA, 120 nt
Organism: Eimeria tenella
Lineage: Eukaryota; Apicomplexa; Conoidasida; Eucoccidiorida; Eimeriidae
Exons: 1
Source: RefSeq, a predicted model, not a curated record
CAGCGACAACAGCAACGGCGACAGCAGCAGCAGCGACAGCAGCAGCAGCAGCAGCAAGAGCUGCAGCAGCAGUGGGAGGGGCGAAAGGGGAACUCCAAAAGCUUCAGGUACUGGGGAUGA